Molecule: messenger RNA, 454 nt
Organism: Seminavis robusta
Lineage: Eukaryota; Bacillariophyta; Bacillariophyceae; Naviculales; Naviculaceae
Source: the annotation of a GenBank genome assembly
UCGUCUCCUAAAUGGAAUGUCUCCUAAUGAAUCGUCUCCUAAAUAUAGGAGACGAUUGCUUUCGUCUCUUAAAUCAUUUCGAUCGUCUCCUAAGCCUCGGUGUAUCGUCUCUUAAGUAAUUUGCCACGAAUGACGUUUCCACAGAGGUCCAGUGUUCGACCCUGCAGGUCGUCGGCAACCCAUGGUCACGCCCAAGAAAAUCGUGCGACAAGCCCUUGCCGACAACACGUUGGAGUGCACGGCCAAGCGAAUGCACGCGGCACAACGAUUGACAGGGGCCGCGUUGGAUGUUCUCCAGCCAGGAUUCCACGAGGAGGACCCACGCUUCAACGCGACGGAGGUGUCCAAGGUCAUGACGGGAUGCGUGUUGCAGCGGGGUGCGACCAGUCAACGGGAGCGGAAGGCAACCUUCCGUCCCACCAGACGCAACCGUCGGCAGAACGACGCAGCUUAG